AUGCAGGCUCAUGAGGAUCUCGCGGCCCUCUUCAGCCGAAAUCUGAUUCUCGAUGCCGGCAAAAUCCAACAAAUCCAGAUCCAGGAGCAGCCUCAGCAGAAGGCACCAGAGCCGCAGCCCAUCACCUACUCAAUCUCCCAACACUACCAUCACUCGGUGUACCACGUUGAUCCAGUCCCUGCACAGCCGGACCGACCUGCCUCUGAGCCCCCGCGCUCGGAGCACCAAGGAGUAGAAGCAAUCUUGACUAGCCAUGGCGUCGACCCCGCGGGCCUGUCGCAGUCGCAGGUGCAGCUGUUCAAGGAGGCCGACGACGCGCAAAAGUUGCGACUUCUGGAGCUGUGGAGGAUAUGCCCACCAACAGCAACCAACGAGAGGAACCCCACCCUAGCAUUCAACAGCACCAGCCUCGAGCAGGAGGAGCAGCUGGCACGGAUGCGGUAUGAGGAGCAGCAGCAGAUGGACGAUGCCAUGGCCAUGAGCAUGGAUGGGACGCCGGUCAUGGUCCCGAUUCAGGGGGGUGAUGGCAGGUGGCAGGUCCCCGAGGCGGCCCAAGACUACAUGAUGGAGCCUUACAUGUCUUCGGGUUACGAGGAGCUUGCGCGUUCGGCCAUGCCUAUGGCGUAUAAGCCAGCUACGGAUCCGGUCUACAAGUCUGCCUGUUUGCCUAUCGACUACAGGUCUGCUCACAUGCCCAUCGACUGGGCAUUGAAACAGCAGACAAUGGAAGACCAGUACGGAGCUUUUGCUCAGUGCCGCAUGGACUACUGA
This is a messenger RNA of Pyricularia grisea, 771 nucleotides long. RefSeq lists its product as uncharacterized. The transcript has a single exon. Bases 1 to 771 code for a protein of 256 amino acids. Lineage: Eukaryota; Fungi; Ascomycota; Sordariomycetes; Magnaporthales; Pyriculariaceae. The record is from RefSeq and is a predicted model, not a curated record.